AAAAUAAUUGAAAUUUAAUUAAACAUAAAUCGUGAGCAAUUAAAAACGCUUUUGUUAAAAUAAAAAAUAAUAAUAAUAAACAAAACACUUUAUAACAAAAACAAGGACCAAAAAUAUUUUCAUAACCUUUGGAAAUAUAAAAGAGGAAUUUUAUUUCCUGUAAAAAAAAAGAAAACAAUUUUAAAAAGGGUUUUAUUUCCUAAUUUGAAAAGUUAAAAGAAAAUCAAAAAAAUAACAACAAUAAUAAUCAUAAUAAUGAUAAGAACAACGACUACAAUAAUAAAGAGUUUCAAGCAUUAAGGAUAAACCGAAAAAGUUAUAAUUUGAAAAUAUUUCAGAAUUCAAUAAAAGAAAGAACAACGCAAAUUGCAAAGCAAAGUAAAGCAAAAAAUAAAAAUAAUCUCAAAUCCAAAUUAAAAAUUUUUAAAUUAAAAUAUUUCUCUUUGCGGCCCACGAGUCCAGCCUAAAUGACAACAUGAGUUUUUUAAGUUCCAUGCAGCAGUAUGUUACCAGUGGCAUUAGCAGUUUGGGUUUAGGUAAUCGUCGUUUUUCCUUAUCCCGCCAAGAAUCAAGUGAGCAUCAAAAUCAACAACAUCCUUCUACUACUGGACCUCCUAACGUUCCUUUAACACCAUGUCCUACACCAAAUAUACAAGGUACUAUACCCGGUACCGCAAAUAUAUUUAAUGUAGUAGUUCCUACGGUAGGCACUUCACCUGGACAGAUGAGUGGUGGCAGUUAUCCGACUGGAGGUGUUGUUAUAGGCAAUCCAAAUGCUACUAAUCCAUUGUUGGGUUAUCCAAAAGUUGUACCCACUCCUGGAGUUACCGCCGCCUGUGUAAGUACUCCACCACAAACAGGUACGAAUUCAGCCAAUAGCACCCCCAUUGGUUCUCGUCGUCAAUCACGUGCCCUAGAGUGCUUGGCACCACCACGUACUGGUUCAUUUCGCCAACGUAACUCACCACUUCAUCAAGCGGAGACCACACAACGCACAUCGCUGGCUUUUUGUAAAAGACGUCUAUCGUGGCCGGAAGUAGAUCCACGUUCUAAUUCUGGCGUACAAGAAACAGAUGGAUCAUUUUUCGAAAAUUUCACAUCAUUGGGAUGGAAACGGGAAAAUCGUCGUAUGUCGGCAACGCGUGCAGCUGAAGCACGUGCCGAGGCACAUCAUGAAAAUGAACGAGAACCGCCCAAUAUUGCUGAAGAUUCGAUAGAUAAACAAGAGGAGAAUGAAAAAUUAUAUAUGGAAGUAUUGCAAACAAUUGCCAAUACUGUAGGUGCACCAGCACCAGGAGGACAGUAUGCCCAUUAUAAAGAGGAAAUGUAUUUGCAUGCUCAACGUGCAUUUGGCAUUAGUCCAGAUCGUCAUUAUCGCCUGUUGCAUGCAACAGCUGAAGAUAAACCCAAAGUUAUUGUCCUGUCAGUGGUUGUACUCGAGGCAGAGGGUUUAGAAGCCAAAGAUGCAAAUGACAUUUUAAUCUUAAACUAUUUACCAUUUAUACACACUUACAAUUUAAAUUUCUCAUUCCAUUUGGGAUUCAACGUGUGCGGUUUAAUUGAUGUUGCGCAAAUGAAUUUUGCUGGCACUGGACCACCCAGUGAAUCACGCUGUUCACGACGACUGCUGCCUUCGCGUCGCUUAAAACUCAAACGAAAACUGUGCUUACGAUGUGGCGGUGAAUCGGUAGCAUUGUUGUCGAACGCACUCAUAUCGGCGGACAAAGCUCGAGGUGUCGGUGGCAGUGGCAAUGGUGAAACGGGUGGACCACCAUCUGGCUUACUGGGUAUAUCGGCAAUUGGUAUAUUAACGCAACCCAAAAAAUCAUCCUGUGAACCUUGUCGUGCCGAUUGGCAGACCUGUUUAAAAAAUCUUCCCAAACCGCGUACACCGCGUACCUCAUUUAAACGUGAUACAGCAUCGAGUACACAACUUUCAUCAUCAUGGUCCCAGAUGUCCAAAUUCGUUGCCGCCGCAAAACUGAAUCGCAACACACCCCUAGAUCCCAAAUUCAUGCAUCGUCUCCUUACCGAUGUCGAAAAACAAUGGAAUGCCUCCAGUCAAGAGCAUUUAACACGUGAACUCGAACAAUGGUUGGCUGAAGCCAUGAACGGUUUCGUUGAACGUUCUCUCCAUCAAAUACGACGACAUCGUGACAUUUUUCCAGCUCUUAAUCCACCAUCACUCAUUCGUCUGGAGUUCCUCUUACGUUGUUUGGGUCUUUUGGGUUCAAUGCGUGCAUUUCGUGUGGUCUGUCCCUUCAAUAAGGGGGUGCGCGGUGAGGUGGUGAAUGCCUUACGUAAAGGUUCAGUGACAUGGGGACAGAAUAUUUUAAAAGAAGCACAAAAUCUACCAAAUCCCUUGGCUCAUUUUGUGACAACAUUAACGGCUGAUAUACAAAUUGGACAAUCUUACUAUCAUUCGUUGUUUGACAACACCAAUGGUAUACAAUACUUUAGUAUAGUCUAUAAACAAUUCGAUGCCAUGAUUGGAGAUGAAGUCUAUCAUCGCAUGGAAUCCGGUCAAGUGCCCGGUGUACGUCUUAAUCUCUCACAUUAUACAGUUCUCGAAGGAGAUACCGAUUCGUUAGAUAUUAAACCGUUUGAACUAUUUUUGGCACUCCAAGAAUUUUGUCAAUUAAAACGAUUCCUAUCGGCACAACCGCAACCGCCCGAAAAACCUUUAGCUUUGGAACGUUGUCACGAAUGGUUUAUACCUGUUUUCGAACGAUGGAUGAUGAUUAGUAAAGCAAAAGCACUGCAACGCAUCAGAGCUGCCAUACGUCUGGAUGCCAUUUGUGAGGGUGAACGUGUUGUGCGUUAUAGUUCUUCAUCGGUGGAUACCGCCUCGACAUUAGUUAAUAUUAAGGAAUUUUGGAAGAUAAUUAACUGGCCGGAUGAGGAGACGGGCGUUAUACUCGAAUCACAACUAAUAGAUGUUGUUUGUGCCACCGCCAUGCAUUAUUGUGACCUGAUACAUACCGCUUUAGCGGACAGUGGCUAUUAUGAAAUACAAGGUCCAUUCCGUUGUUCCGACGACAUGUGUGUUACGGUCAAUAAUUUAGAGUAUGUUAGAUUUACCUUGGCGGACUUUCGUUCCGAUGACAAUCUUUUGGAGGAGACAGCAGACAAUUUGUUGGAAUCAAGUUUGGCUCAUAUAGAAAAUCGUUGUGAACGUAUACUUUCCAAAUUGGCCCCACUAAUGCAAACAUCUCUGCAAAAGUCGGUAUUUCAUUUAGCCUGGUCACCGGAUUCCCUACCAGCCAAUCAGGCCACAGUACCUUUAUUGGAAUAUCUCAAUUCACAUUUGGGCGCUUUAAAUAGUGCUCUCUUGCCGAAAAACUUUAAUCGGGCCUUGCGUUUUGUUUGGAAGACGGUCUUGGGAGAAAUGACAAGUCAAAUGGAAACCGGAGAUGAUGCUGAAAAACCUUCGAACUUUCACAAACGCCUCUAUGAAGCUUUACAGUUAUUAGUGGAUUUCUUUCAUGCUGAAGGUCAGGGUUUAUCCCUAGAAUGUUUACAUUCAGAUGAUUUUUGGAUGGUGGAACAACGUUUACAAUUUCAUAAAACCGAAACCACACGUCUAAUAGACAUGUUCUAUAUGAAUCGCUUAAGGGAACAAUUAAUGGCCACUACUCCGGGUCCUUAUGGCUCUUUGACCGUGAGGGCGUAUUUCAAUCAUGACUCUUUGUGUGUAGAAGUAUUGCAUGCUCGUGAUAUUGUGCCCCUGGAUCCUAAUGGUUUCAGUGAUCCUUUUGUUAUAGUUGAAUUGCUGCCGCGACGUGUUUUCAGUCAUUGUAUGGAACAGCAAACUAAUGUGCAUAAGAAAACCCUCAAUCCCAUUUUUGAUGAAUGUUUUGAGUUCUCUGUUACCUUGGAACAGUGUCUUACUGAAGGUGCUAUGGUCUGUUUUACCGUUAUGGAUCAUGAUGUUAUAACAGCGAAUGAUUUUGGAGGCGAGGCCUUUCUGGCAUUGGGUAGUAUUCCCGGUGUGGCCGAUUACAAUUCUAGUGUUGAAAAUUUUCAUGGUCUGAAACAAAUUGAAUUACCCUUGAUGCAACAACUGGAGAAAUGCAAUCCCAUCUUACAAAUUCUGGAAUUACGUGUUAAUGACAAACUAGCUCAAGAUUUUGUACGUAAGCAAAAGGCACGAAUAAUCGAAUAAAAAGCUAAACAACUAUGAAAAUUUGACCGAAGUUUGAAAGUUUAUGAAACGAAGCUACAAUCAAAUUGUAUGUAUGAAAUUUUUAAAAUUUUAACUACAAUUAAAAUAAAAACAAAUUUAUUACAAAAAAAACUAUUGACAAUUGUAUAAAUUUAUAAAAAAAACUUGAAAGUGAAUUUAAAAAAUGGUGCAUAAAGACUAUAGAAGAAACCAAAAACAAAUAUAGAGAAAACUUUAGAAUAAACGGAUCUUAGAGAAAGCGUACUAGAAUUUGUAACAUUUGGUAAAAUAAACAACAAAAAAUAACAAAUACAAAGUU
Molecule: messenger RNA, 4484 nt
Organism: Lucilia cuprina (Australian sheep blowfly)
Lineage: Eukaryota; Metazoa; Arthropoda; Insecta; Diptera; Calliphoridae
Gene: unc-13-4A
Product: BAI1-associated protein 3
Exons: 10
Coding region: 476-4165 (1229 amino acids)
Source: RefSeq, a predicted model, not a curated record